UCUUGAGGGGCAGGAAAGCAGAGACCCUGGUGGAAACCUGGGCAGAUUGGCAUGGCUUGGCUUGCCCCCCCCCCCUUGCUUUCCCCUUCUGGUUGCUUGGCCUCUCUCCGGGGGGGGGGCAGGCUCCGAGGUUAGCUUCUGCUAUGGGGUGGGUGGCAACAAAGGGACCCGGAAGAGGAGCAGUUGGCAGAAAUGGGCAGGCCAAGAGCAGCUCCUGAGAGCAGCUGCUGGCAGCCUUUGCCCCUCUGCCCUGAACUGCAGGAGGGCAGUUCUGCUGCCAGGAAACCCAGAUAAACUGCCCAGUCCAGCUGCUGCCCAGAGGGAGCCAGGAUGGCUGGUGCGUCCGUCAAAGUGGCCGUCCGGGUCCGGCCCUUCAAUGCCCGAGAGAUCAGCCACGCGGCCAGCUGCGUCAUCCAGAUGCAAGGACCCACCACCUGCAUCGCCAACCCCAAGCAGGCCAAGGACCCUCCCAAGAGCUUCACCUUCGAUUACUCCUACUGGUCCCACACCUCGGAGGACGACCCCCACUUCGCUUCCCAGCACCAGGUCUACAAGGACAUAGGGGAGGAGAUGCUGCUCCACGCCUUUGAGGGCUACAACGUCUGCAUCUUUGCCUACGGGCAGACGGGGGCCGGCAAGUCGUACACCAUGAUGGGCAAGCAGGAGAAGGGCCAGCAGGGCAUCAUCCCUCAGCUCUGUGAAGACCUCUUUCUCCGAGUGGCCGAGGAAGCGUCGCCCUGCCUGUCCUGUUCUGUGGAGGUGAGCUACAUGGAGAUCUACUGUGAGCGUGUGCGGGAUCUUCUGAGCGCCAAAAGCCGUGGGAACCUGCGUGUGCGUGAGCACCCCAUCAUGGGGCCGUACGUGGAGGGCCUCUCCAAGCUGGCCGUCACGUCUUUCGAGGACAUUGCUGACCUCAUGGACUGCGGCAAUAAAGCCAGGACUGUGGCAGCAACCAAUAUGAAUGAAACCAGCAGCCGCUCCCACGCCGUGUUCACCAUUGUCUUCACCCAGCGCCGGCAUGAUGAACUCACAGACUUGGACGCUGAGAAGGUUAGCAAGAUCAGUUUGGUGGAUCUGGCGGGCAGCGAGCGAGCGGACUCGUCAGGCGCGAAGGGCAUGAGGCUCAAGGAAGGCGCCAACAUCAACAAAUCCCUGACCACCUUGGGCAAGGUCAUCUCCGCCUUGGCCGAGAUGCAAAGCAACCACAAGAGGAAGAAAUCCGAAUUCAUCCCAUACCGGGAUUCGGUGCUCACCUGGCUGCUGAAGGAGAACUUGGGGGGAAACUCCCGCACGGCCAUGAUCGCCGCCCUCAGCCCAGCCGACAUUAACUAUGAGGAGACACUGAGCACCCUCCGUUACGCCGACCGUGCCAAGCAGAUCCGCUGCAAUGCCAUCAUCAACGAGGACCCCAACGCCCGGCUCAUCCGUGAGCUGAAGGAGGAGGUGGCCAGGCUGCGGGACCUCCUCUCCGCCCAGGGACUCUCGGGUGCCUGCUUCUCGGGGCCCGAGCCAGCCGAUCCAGGUGGCGGGCAGAGCAUUCCCAGUGCUCCCUUUGCCUCAAUGGCCUCCUCCUCUCUCCUGCUGGAACCCGUUGCCCUCAAUGGGGAGCUGGAGCUGCAGCUGCCAGACUCUGAGGAGCAGAUGCUGUGCACGGAGGAGGCCAUGGAAAGGUUGCAGGAGACCGAGAGGAUCAUUGCGGAGUUGAAUGAAACCUGGGAGGAAAAACUGCGGAAAACGGAGGCCAUGCGGAUGGAGAGAGAAGCUCUCCUAGCAGAGAUGGGCGUGGCUCUUCGAGAGGACGGGGGCACCGUUGGGGUCUUUUCCCCCAAGAAGACUCCCCACUUGGUGAACCUGAACGAGGACCCCCUGAUGUCAGAGUGCCUGCUCUACCACCUCAAAGACGGCGUCACCAGAGUUGGCCAGGAGAAUGCGGACAUCCGGCUGAGCGGGCAGUUCAUUCAGGAGCAGCACUGCGUUUUCCGCAGCGUCACCUGCGAGUCGGGAGAAGUCGUGGUCACCCUGGAGCCGUGCAGGGGGGCUGAGACGUACAUCAACGGGAAGCAGGUGAUGGAGCCCCAGGUGCUGCGAUCAGGCAACCGCGUGGUGAUGGGCAAGAACCACGUGUUCCGCUUCAACCACCCUGAGCAGGCCCGGCUGGAGCGUGAGCGCAGCGUGCCCCCCGAGGGCCAGGCGGAGCCCGUGGACUGGAACUUCGCCCAGAGGGAGUUGCUGGAGAAGCAGGGCAUUGACAUCAAGCUGGAGAUGGAGAAGAGGCUGCAGGACCUGGAGACGCAAUACCGCCGAGAGAAGGAGGAAGCGGACUUGAUCCUGGAGCAGCAGAGGCUGUAUGCAGAUUCGGACAGUGGCGACGAUUCGGACAAGCGCUCGUGCGAGGAGAGCUGGCGUCUCAUUUCCUCGCUGCGGGAGAAGCUGCCGGCCACCAAAGUGCAGACAAUUGUACGCCGCUGUGGCCUGCCCAGCUCAGGCAAGAAGCGGGAGCCACUACGGGUGUACCAGAUUCCGCAGCGCAGACGAGCAGCCAAGGAUCCCCGCUGGCUGACCUUGGCUGACCUCAAGAUGCAGGCAGUCAAGGAGAUCUGCUACGAGGUGGCCCUCAACGACUUCCGGCACUCCCGCCAGGAAAUCGAGGCCAUGAGCAUCGUCAAGAUGAAGGAACUCUGCCGCCUCUACGGCCGGCGUGACACAAAUGAGCGUGAGAGCUGGCGCGCCGUGGCCAGGGAUGUCUGGGACACAGUGGGUGUGGGCGAGUCGGAGGGCCCCACAGGAAGCAAUCCAGCAUCUGGAAACACGGAGACCCAGGUCAGCACGCCAGGCGUGGAAGUCAGCGACCUCCGGGCACAUAUUGACAAGCUGACAGACAUUCUGCAGGAAGUGAAGAUCCAGAACAACAUGAAGGAUGAAGAGAUCCGGUCACUGCGAGACCGGGUGGUGAAGAUGGAACAGGUCAUCCCCGUCUCGCCCCAGGAAGACGAAGAGCUGGAGCAGGAGUGGCAGUCGCUGCUGUUGGCACAGGAGAGCCGAGCUUUUGUGGCUGAGGGGGAGACCGGGGGGUCAGGGGAGGCCAUGACUCCCCAGGAAGAAGAGGGGUCCUUGCCCUGCGACCGUGUCUCCCGCCUGAUGAAGAAGGACCCUGCCUUCCGCCGGGGGCGCCUCCGUUGGCUCCGCCAAGAGCAGCUGCGCCUUCAGAACCUGCAGCCGCAGCAGCCGCAGCAGCGCCGGGGGCCCAGCCGCUUCAUCCCCCCGCAGGACUGCAAGCUGCGCUUCCCCUUCAAGAGCAACCCGCAGCACCGCUACUCGUGGGGGCCCAGCACCGCCUUCAUGGUGGGAGAGGAGAAGGAAGGGCCCCCCGUUGAGGAGAUGCCUCGGGCCCCCAGCCCCAACAGCCACGGCAGUCCCCCUGUGCCGCUGAAGCAGCCUGCCCGGCGCCACUCCCUGGAAGGGGGCCCACGGGGCAGGCGCAGCAAGGGCAGGGGGCAGGAACAGCAUCCCCCACGCAAGCAUAACUAUUACCCUUACCAGCACCAGCCCUACCCACAGCGCCGUUCUGGGGUCCUGGAGGGCCACACCCCACCCCGCAUGCGCCGGCAGAGAUCGGCACCCAACCUGCAGCAGGAGAAUGCCGGCGCUCAGUGAUUCUGCCAGGUGGCUGCUCCUGCACCUCCUUUUCCAGGGGGCAGUGGGGAGGAGCCCCCCCCCCUUGCAGGAGGGGUGGUGGCUUAGCACAGCCCCAAAAGGGUAGGGCGCUGUCUCUGCAGUCUGUGGGGUCCUUGGGGGUGCUGUGCCGCCAUUUGCUUGGAUCGGCGUAGUAGUCGUAGGGCCCAGGUGCAGCCCUGUGGGGGGGGGCAGGUUGUGGGCCUGCCUGGGCGCAGCUGCAGGGAUAUUCCCCACCCCACCCCAGAGCAGCCUUAGGGGCCGAUGGGGGAAUCCAGGGCAGCAGGGACUUGUGGAGGGGUCUUCCCCUUGCUUCAUGCGGGAGGUGGGCCGGGGACGAUGAACCUGUUUGAUAUCCUAAAUGGGGGCAAAAGGGAGGGGUCCUUAAGGGGGAGAGGCAGAUGUAGCGUGAAGCAAAAUCUGUUCUUGGGGCAAAAAGGCAGAACUUCAAACUUUGCUGCCAGCCCCCCCUCGCCCUAUAACAGUUCCAAGGCUGUAUAGAAGCCUCAUCCUAUUUGGGGCUGGGGGGGGGCCCACAAAUGUCUUUGUUCCUGCUGAUUCUAUUAAUUGAAGUCUCCCGGGAGCCCCCCUCCCUCCCCAUCGCACUCUGCCACUUUAGGGCACCCUUGACCCCCCUGCCAAGGGGGGAUGGAGAGGGAGGGGCCCGCCUCUGAGAGCAUUUUGUCAUCAGCCCCCAAUUCGCUGCUUCAGGGGAAGCGGGCAUCCAAGCCCCCCCACGGAAGGCUCUCUAGAAGUUGCCAGUGGGGGAGGGUUGUGCCCAUGCUCUGCUGGGGGUGAGGGCAGCUAUAUCUGAAGCGCUGGUCUUCGUGCUUGGGGGGAGAUGUGGGGCUAUGUUCUUCGGUUGGCUACCUGUUCCUGAAUAAUAAAGGUGGCAGAACACCCACCUGUUGCCUCCAGCUCUUUGGGGUGGGGAGCCUGGGGAAGCCUGCCCCCUCUGAAGCACACCUUGCUGUCCCCACUGCUGUCUGCCAUCCCUCAGCUGCCCUAUAGCACAUAGCUCCCCCAAUCCUGAAUCUGGAGGCGGGGGGGGGGGGGAUUGCCCAGCUUCCUUCCCACUCUUGUGGCCUUGACAGACCCUCCUCGGCCACCUUGUUUACGGCAACCCCACCUCUCCUAGGAAUUGGGGGUGGGGACAGGAGCGUCUGCAAGGGGGCUACAGUGACCAGGGUGAGUGAGCCUCCAGCUGACCUGAACCCACCAGUCCUGGGAGAGGGGAAGGGAUGCUCUCUGGGUGGAGCCCCCUGAACAGAUGACGGGAGAUGGGGGUAGCAAAUGCUGCGGUUUGGAGGAGGGGGCAGCUCGCAGUCUUAGAGAAGCUGUGAUUCAGUUUUUCCAGAAGAGGGUCUCCUUGCCCAGGUGGCCCCAGCUGAGCCCGGAUCUUGCCAGCUUUCAGUACCAUCCAUUAUGCCACCCUGAUUGGUUUCCAGAUUUGGGGGUGGAUGGCAAGAUGAUGUGAUUGUUCUCCCUGCACAGGGAGGGUCUGUGGUCUGUCAAGGCUUAACUCUUCCAUAACAUCUUGAAGUGGGGGGUGGGGUGGGGGCGGAGUCACCCACCACUCAGAGCAGGGAUGGUUUCCUUUUUCUGGGAUCUCUGCCUGGGUGGGAUUACAUCCCCCAUAAUCUGGGGGUCCUCUCAGCCCCUGCUAGAAGGGCAGGUGGCAGCUGUAGCUGGGAGGCCUUCCAUGGGCUGGUUCUAGACUACCGUGUUUUUUCUGGGGCUGCCCUUGCUUCACUUCGCUCUACAGGGUUCCUAACUCUCAGCCUCCGCAGGAGGGGUGACUGGAGCCUCACAGGGGGGCCUCCCCAUACCUCCUGGUGCAUGCCAAGUGGCCGAUUAUCCCUCAGAUCAGGAGGUUCCACUUCAGCUAGCAACUUUAAAACCUGUGGACUUCCCGCUCCCAGGAUUCCUGAGCCAGCCAUGCUGGGGAAUUCUGGGAGUUGAAGUCCACAGGUCUUCAAAUUGCCAUGGUGGAACGUCCUUGUUUCUAGAUCCUCCUUUGCAGCAGCUGCAAUGCCUGGAGCCAGCUGCCUUCCGUCACUCCCCACCCCCCUUCCGCUCCGAGACUUGAAAGAGGGGGGGUCCUUCCCGUCCUGUCUGUGAAACGGGGAGCCUGGCAGGACCCGGGAAGAUAACUCGCAUGCCGGACCUGCCUUUUGAGGCAUAUUUUCUCCAAGGCUUUGACUCCUCUCCCCCGAAUGGGGGCCAUCCCGAAGGAAAUCUGUUCCAGAAGUUUGCUUUUUAUCCGUUUCCCCUUUUUGCCUUUUGCUCUCCUACAGGCGGGGAGAGCAUCUCUGUGCAGUGGGGAAAGCUCCCUGGGCUGGGUAGGGGUCUGUUUGCCAACCGGUCCGGCAGGAGAGGGUGUACUGCACUCGGGACGCGCUCAGAGGCUUGUCCGGCCUGGAAAACGGAGGAGAGGGGGAGGCAGCGUCAGAGGCGGCUGG
Ahaetulla prasina is the source of this 6134-nucleotide messenger RNA. It is a transcript of the gene KIF1C, whose product is annotated as kinesin family member 1C. The record is from RefSeq and is a predicted model, not a curated record. Gene Ontology annotation, molecular function: microtubule binding; ATP binding; microtubule motor activity. Bases 331 to 3654 code for a protein of 1107 amino acids. Lineage: Eukaryota; Metazoa; Chordata; Lepidosauria; Squamata; Colubridae. Gene Ontology annotation, biological process: microtubule-based movement. The transcript is spliced from 22 exons.